CAUCUCAAAGAUGGCGGCGUCCUUCUGAAGCAAGGUGGAGAUACACAGUACGUGAGCACCCUAGACUACUCAUCACAAUGGCAGCGGCAAGGGAGGUGGGCCGAUCUGUGGCAUGUCUGUCCUCCAUGCUGUCCUCCAUGUUGAGGAUGUCUCCCACAGCUGCUGGUGUGAGGAAUAUCACCACCAGCACCAGUUUAAAUGGCAAGAUGAAGUUUAUCAAUCAAGGCAUCGACCUCAAUAAGUACACAUUGAAACCAUUGCCUUUAACCAAGUCUGGAGGCCGUGAUUCAAGUGGGAGAAUCACCAAUCGCCGAGUUGGUGGAGGUGCCAGGCAGAGAUACCGAAUGGUGGACUUCAAGCGUGUUGGCCCCAAAGACGGACCCCCAGUGGAAGAACAGGUGAUGGAAGUGCUGUAUGACCCCUGUCGCUCUGCGGAUAUUGCGGUCGUUGCUGGAGGCAACAAGAAGCGCUACAUCCUUGCCUCCCAGAACAUGCAGCCAGGGGACAUCAUCAAAACAUCCGGCAAAUUGACCAAAAUAGCUGUGCGAGGUCAAGAAGGCGAUGCUCAUCCAAUUGGAGCUCUCCCCAUAGGAACCCUGGUCCACAACUUGGAGAUAUUUCCAGGACAGGGAGGUAUAUUUGCCCGGGCAGCAGGCACCAGUGCUCAAAUUGUCCGCAAACUCGGCGAUCAGUGUGUGUUGCGACUUCCGUCCAAGCGAGAAGUAGCAGUAGCUGCAGACUGCAUGGCUACCAUUGGCCGGGUGUCCAACGUGGAUAACGACAAAAAGAUCAUUGGUUCAGCCGGACGGGCCAGAUGGUUCGGGAUUCGACCUAAGAGUGGAUUGUGGCAUCGGAAAACUGGUUAUAAUGGUCGUAAGAUCAAGCAGCCUAAGGCUCUUAAAGUUUAUAAUAAACCUCCACAGGAAGGUCCUUCGGUUUAUAGAUAUACGGUGUAAUGACGUGUGAUUUAGUCAGGUGGCAUGGUGUUUGUGUAUGUGAGUUCAAUGUCAUUUGGAAAGAUGUUAUUAAAUAUAUACGUCAGA
Haliotis rubra (blacklip abalone) is the source of this 1043-nucleotide messenger RNA. Its product is annotated as 39S ribosomal protein L2, mitochondrial-like. The coding region runs from base 78 to 956 and encodes 292 amino acids. Gene Ontology annotation, biological process: cytoplasmic translation. The record is from RefSeq and is a predicted model, not a curated record. Gene Ontology annotation, molecular function: structural constituent of ribosome; RNA binding. Gene Ontology annotation, cellular component: ribosome. NCBI's taxonomy places the organism in Eukaryota, Metazoa, Mollusca, Gastropoda, Lepetellida, Haliotidae. The transcript has 5 exons.